Molecule: messenger RNA, 2070 nt
Organism: Hylaeus volcanicus
Lineage: Eukaryota; Metazoa; Arthropoda; Insecta; Hymenoptera; Colletidae
Exons: 19
Coding region: 106-1992 (628 amino acids)
Source: RefSeq, a predicted model, not a curated record
UUACGAGCACAAAAUGCGACUUUUGUCUCCUUGAUGUGCAUGUAAAGUAAAAAUUAAAGUGAACGACCACUGUUAGUUGUGUGUUUAUCAAAAUCAUUCAAUUUAAUGGAAAAAAGCUGCGCCCUUUUCUAUAAUUGUCCAGCGUUAUCUGGAUUCACUGAACAAGAUGCUCUUUUCAUGACAAUAAAAGAGUUGGUAGACAAUGCUGUGGAUGCCUGCCGUCAUUCUAAAGCAUUGUUUAAACAUGAUGCGGACAUUUCAAAAAAGAAAGUGUCUCUUCAGCUUCUUUUCGACCCCACCUAUACGCCUGACGAUGAUAAGAAGUUGUCUCCCCAAUUAACUCUCUGGAUCAAAGUUUUGGAUAAUGGAUCUGGAAUUGAGCAUAGCACGAUUGAGCAUCUGGGAACGUUGUUUGGUUCUUCGAAGCCCCCUUGGUGCCACCCUGAAAAAGCAUCAAAAGCACACGAUUCACUGCCUCAGUCCCUCACUAACAAAAGGGUCUAUGAGACGCCUUCAAGCAGUCCUGAAUCCUGGCUUCAUUCGCAAUCUGACCAUGAAACUUUAAACGUUUACGAAAAAAGUUCUUCAUGUGAAAAUGUACCUAGCGGAAAAUUCGGAUUAGGACUCAAAAUGGUUUUGCUCGUACGACACGCCUUUUGUUUUUUCAUCAUUUCAAAUAAUUCAAUUCUUCGCAAGGCAUCUCAUCGUAAUGGAUUAGGUAAAUUGGAUUUUCAAAUUCGAGUUUCACCGACGUCUUUAGCUAACUUUCGACUUAAGCUAAACAAUCCUGAUUCCAGUGGAGCGAUUCAAGUCGAGAAUUUACAUUACACAUUUUGCCACUAUAAUGAUUGGCCUUGGAUGACAUCUGUUGCCGUUCAGAUCACACACACGGAUAUUGCUGAUUGCCGUGUCACCAACUAUUUUGAUUUACUUGCCUUAUGGAAUCCAGAGAUUCAAUUCACCUAUGAAUUUGAUAAUACUUCCCUACUCCAAUGCUCGACUAUCACCUGUAAAAACUCCUAUGACGUGUGUUGGUUUGGCCUACUGGAUCCACAUCCUUCCUCAACAACAGCUAAAACAACUACCAUUACUUGGAACCCGUCUCUUGUUCUUUCUCUACAAGAACGUUUCUCACAACGCCUGCAUCAUCAAGGCUAUUUUGUACUUCAAUCCACAAAGAUUUCAAAAUCCAAUAUAACUUUAGUCCUUUUUUUAUGCCGUCAUAACAAUGCUGCCAAUGAACAGUUAACAGAGGAGACUGAUUACAAGACUCAUUUAGCUUUACUUGAGGAUACUGUAAAAAUAUGGUCAUGGAAAUCUUGUAAUCGCGUGCCGCUCUCUUCAGGAGACAGUUCAAUUUGCUUUAUCACUCAAUGUCUUUUAAAAUUCUUUAAACGUUUUGGACACUACUACGGUAUUUUUAACGUCGCUUGUCAAAGUUCCGUCUCCAACAGCGAUCAAUUUCCUGAUGAUUCCUUCUUUAAGAUGGUUUCCUUACUGAAAACGCACCGCGUCGCUUAUGCCACUUGGACAGACCUUUUUAUGUUAAUUAACUUUGAUAUGGAGCAUAUCGAGUAUGGUUCUUUUAGUAAGUCCUAUAUUAAAGGGCCCUCUUGUAUUGAACCUCAAUUUUUGAGCGCGUUGCAAGAAGGAUUUCUAAAUUUACAAACAAAGUGUGGCAAUUUGUGUCAUGAACUUAUCAGUGUGCAAAAAGCCCAGUAUUUAACUGCUCUCUCGAAAGAUGCACCUAUUUUAGCCUCAAGUCUUGCUACACUAAUACAAAACUCAAUGAACUCAGAGUUUCGAAAGCAAAUGCAAGAAUUCAUUGAAGAACAAGAAAUGUUUUACGGGCUGACGGCCAUUUCAAGCGGACAAGAUAUUUCCCUCGAACAACGGUUUCUCAAAUUACUGCGAAAGCGACUACAAGAUGCUUACGAGAGUAUGGAGUCUAGAAAGACCUGUGUAAAAAAGAAAAAAAAAGUCUUUUCAUAAUUGAUGCAUCAUAAAACACUGUGACACAGAUUUUUACUAUUUGUUUGUAUAAAACAAAAAGAUUCAUUUUCAUAGUGC